Paecilomyces variotii is the source of this 678-nucleotide messenger RNA. RefSeq lists its product as hypothetical. The record is from RefSeq and is a predicted model, not a curated record. Lineage: Eukaryota; Fungi; Ascomycota; Eurotiomycetes; Eurotiales; Thermoascaceae. Bases 1 to 678 code for a protein of 225 amino acids. The transcript is spliced from 5 exons.
AUGGCAUCUAUUGCUGCAUCACUGGCCUUCAAAUGGAUCCAAGAAGAUAUUUUCGACGCAAAAUACUGUUUAUGGGGGUCUAUGAACCGCGUAAUUCGCAGAAGCACCGCGAUCACUAAUUGUUUGCACAGAGAUAGCCGGGAACAAACGAUUCGAGUCCGAGCUUCCGUUACGCUGUUACAGAGUGUCUCUAUUAAGGACAGCUUGUGCAGACUACAGCCUGGACAAAGAGAUAAUGACAGUGCCCACUCUGGGACUGGUGGUGCUGGACCGGCUGUGGCCAGUGCUUCUAAGGGGAAGCGUGUCUUGAGUAGAUUCGUUGUGGCUGGCAGUUUAUUAGCACGUAUCGCGGAGAGAUCAUCGCCAAUGUUGAAGCAACAGAGUGAUAACCACGAGGGAGUGUAUGCGUAUUGGGUUGUCAAACUUCGUGAACUCAGUCUAGACCUCGUCUACAUCCCCGGACCCAGGAACAAAGUCGCCGAUGGGUUGUCACGAGUUCUGUUCUACGACAAAGACUGCCAACCAGACAGAAUAGUCCAAGACGCCCACAAGGCCAUGUCAAGAGACAGCCAGUGGAUCUGGAAGGAUGGCAAAGGAGGGUUUGAAUGGUUCCUUCAGUCCCUUACCGACCGAGAGCAGCAAGAAAUUGCCACCCAAGACACCUUCCACUGUCGUUAG